ACGAUUUUAAUGAUGAUUCUUGAGGAAUCGGGUUGAAGAAGAAAUGUGAUUUUUAUAUUGGGGAUUAGAGGGUGGAUUAUUAAAUUUGAUGUCAGAGGGUGGAGGUGGUUCCGUGAUUUCUUGGCUUGUUUCAACGAGUGAAAGAUUAGGCUGAAUAAAUUUUCAAAUGACGAUUUUAAUGAUGAUUCUUGAGGAAUCGGGUUGAAGAAGAAAUUUGAUUUUGAUAUUAUUGAUUAGAGGGUGGAUUAUUAAAUUUGAUGUCAGAGGGUGGAGGUGCUUCGAGACUCUUCCGUGAUUUUUUGACUCCUUUCAACGGCUUAAUAAAUGUUGAAAUUGGACUGUCAUUCGCGUGAAACAGAGUUUCGAAAUUAUUAAUUAGAGGAUGAAUUAUUAAUCUCGACGUCAGAUGGAAGAUAAGAGUUGGAUUUUUUAGAGAUAUGGAAAGUGUGCUGUGGGUCCUGUCGAGUGCGUAACCGGCGAUUAGCUGAUCUCGGUUAUCACGAAACUAGGCUGAGCAUGAUAGUGCGGCAUGGCUCUUGGCAUGAUCUAACAGUGAUAGAAUUUAAUAACACUCUGUACAUCAUCUCGCCUAAUAACAUCCGCUGAUGUCUAAUCUGUCCAUAUCUAACGAAGCUUUACAGGGAAUAUCGAUGUCUAAAGUAGCUUAUCCAUGUCAAACCACUCAAGGAAGCCUGCCUAAGAAUCACUCUCCGAUUGGUAUUAAACUUUGCACACUUCUGGAGCUAUUAUGAGUAAUCGACAUGCAUUUCCUUAUCUCUGUAAUGUAGCAAAGGUGAUAUGAAUUGAUCAGCUAGUACAUACUAGUAUAUAUUAGGUCCUGAAGCUUGUGAAAUUUCAUAUAACAAUUCCUUUUUAUUAAUCGCGGACUAGAACCAACAUGGCGUCGCUUACACCUUUGAAAGGCUUAGAAUCGAAAAAGAAGAUUUUCAAGACCUGUUUAGAAAAACUUAGAAUACUGUAAAAAUGGAAUAUUACAUAGUCAGAUGAAAGGGUAUUAAUGGAUGUUAUUUUCUCGACGUAGAUUAACUUUCUUAGUAUCUUUCAUAUCAUUUGAAAAAUAAUGUCCGAAAUAUUGGCUAGCGCAACCUACCGGCGCCUGUUGGUACUCACCACCGGCUAACAGCGCUGGGGAAAAAAGGAUAAAGAGCGCGGAGCGGCGAGUCGACCGGUAGUACCGCGCGAGCCGCCGAAGGGGGAACGUCGCGGAUCGCUCGAUUAGUUAACCACUGUAAACACCGAUUCUAGUCUCCUUCGCAUUAAUGUCAUUCCGAAUGUCAACGCGCGGUAAAUCGGCUUCGAAGUCCACUAUCCGAAUAGUCUUCCCGCGAAUCUAACAAAAGGACUCAGGCGACCAUGGAUUGAUUUUUUAGACCGACAAUAGUUAUUUAAACAGCGAAUGCCGAAUUAGUCGCCAUUGGCUUCGAAGUUGUUUCUGAGAGAAUUAUUCUCUUUGUUGGAUAUAGCGAAACAAUGGUGGUCGUUGGUCCGAUCGAUAUGGGUGUUUGGUCACUUGAAGUUUGUUUACCCGUGUUGUCGUUUCGUUGUUGUCGAUAAUUGCGUCCCACGUGUCGGUAGGAUUCGCUCGGGUCAAGGAUUUCCUCUGGUCGAGUCUCCUCGAAUCGAUAUUGUUCUCUGGAGUUUUGUUAACGGAAUCUCACGCUUUGGAUUUGUUUAAUCAGGGAUCUUUAGUGGAAAUAUUGUUGGCCUAAUAUUGUAGAGGGACGAUUGUUGGCCUAAUUUUGCAAAGGGACGAUUGUUGGCCUAAUAUUGCAAAGGGACGAUUGUUGGCCUAAUUUUGCAAAGGGACGAUUGUUGGCCUAAUUUUGCAAAGGGACGAUUGUUGACCUAAAAUUGCAAAGGGACAAUUGUUGACCUGAAUUGUUGGGCGACAAUAGAGGAAGAGUUGCAGUGGCCGACAAGUGUGGAACAAUUGGGUGGACAAAUAGCAAAACGAUUGUUUUCGACGAGAGUGAAACAAUUGGCCCGACAACAAUACUGCAAUUAUCAUCGCUAAUAGUAAAAUAAUUGGGGCGCAAACGAGAAGGCAAAUAUUGUCGCCAAGAAUACAAGUCGUUAACAACAAUGAUACAAUCGUUGUACCAAUAGUCCUCGUCGUCAAGUGUGAAAAUCCUGACACGUCUUUAUUUAUUUAUUGCCUAAUCGUGGUUAUUAUUUAUUACAAAACGUGAUUAUUUAUUAAUGUGGCGUGUUUAUCGUGAGUCAGGAAAAUCGAGUGUAUUGUUUGCGGAUGGAACAAUGUUUUCUAAUGGAAUUAAUUAGUAAAUGGCAGAAAGAGGUGCGUCUUGCUUAUCGCGAUUAAAGGCUUAUCAUUUCGGAUACAAUUGUACAUUGUUACAAUUUCCCUCUUCGUUAUCGCGAUAAAGUGAUAACACAAAGAAGAGAGAAGUGGGCUCGAAGAGGAAGGAAGUUAACACUGGAAGUAUUUAAGCGAAGAGAAAGGAAAGAAGACAACGCAGAAGUCAUCAACGUUGAUAAGGACAUCAUCGAACAAAGAUACAACGGAUAAGGAUAAGGAGAAUAAACGAUUAGGAGAGAUUGCAGCGAAUUGAAGUUUCCUGGAAACAAUUCGGACCAAAGGAGGAAUUGAAUGUCGUUAUAUGUAUCAGGGCUUUUUAUGUCCAAUUACCCUGGAUUGUCCAAUUUAUCGAAAAAUAAGGAAUACAAUUAUCAGAGAACAUAUGUUCAUACAGGGAUACAAAAAGUGUGAUUACCGAUGUGUAUACAAGUAUGAGAAUACGCAACGAGAGAGUAGCAAUACAAAUUAGUUGCAAUGUUAGAUUGAUAUUGUCUAGAACUAUUGUUAACCCUCUACCUCGGAAGGGAACUACUCCACGACGCCAUUUAUUCCGUCGGUGAUUUUAAUGGAACGGCAAGGAUAAAAAAAAUCAUAAUUGUGUAAAUCACAAUUGUCGAUUAUAGAAAAUCCUACAAUACUUGCGUGCACUUAGCAACUUUCUCAAUGUAAUUUUUCUUCGAUCGUCAAACGGAUUGAGAAAAUUGUGAAGUUGGAGCAAAUAUUUGAAGCUACGCCACGAAGAAUUAUCUACGAGUAGUUUUUACGCUCUUACAUCGGUUACAUGCAAAAUUACCGUCGACCACAAUUGCUGACAUCGUCGAAUUCUGCAAUUAUUCAAAUUGAUUCUGAAACUUGCGAAGUUGAAAGAAAAGUUCGAAGCUACGCUACAAAGCAUCUUUUAGCAGUAGUUUACGUUCCUACAUAAGUUUGUUACGAAACUACCACGAUUGUCGAGCUUCAUCAGAUUCUGCAAUUGCUACGUGCACAUCGCAACAAUCUCAACCUCCUUUAAUUAUCAAAUCGAUACUAAAAUCUAUGAAGUCCAAGCAAAAGUUCGAAGCUACUCUACAAAGCAUCUUUUAGCAGUAGUUUACGUUCUGACAUAAGUUUGUUACGAAACUACCACGAUUGUCGAGCUUCAUCAGACUCUGAAAUUCUUCCGCGCGCUUCGGAACUUCUUCGAUCAAGUACCUUCUCUAUCUCGCUUCACUUGGAAUAAUCGAAGUUGAUAAAAAGUGUGGGCAUGUGCGAAUGGGCAGCCUCUCGCGAGUUCCGCAAGGGCGGACGGCUUGCGUAGAAAAGGCGGAAAAGAUGAACGGCGAGUCGAGCGACGCGGAAAAGCGGCGGCGGAGGUCGAAGAGGCCGCGCUGCAAGCUGGACCCAUCCGAAUGCCUCAAUCUGCAGGACAUCCUGCUCUCGUUCAACGGGCCUAUCAGUCAAGAGCAGACCUGGGCGCUCUGUUAUCAGGCCGCCAAAACUCUCGCCCGCACCCCCAGGACCGAGUUCCAGGAGCUGACCGACCUCUCGCAGAUCCUCCUCCACAAGGACGGCGACGUCCGGGUGGCCUUCUCCGAUUCCACGAGUCAGCCCGUGUCGGAGAGCAAGAUGGUUUUCUCCCUGGGGAUGAUGCUCUUCAAAGCGCUGGACUUUGGCCUCGACGAGCAAGAGGAGAGACCGCUAUCGCCAGACCUGGAAGACCUCAUAUCAGUGAUGACGCAUUCCAGUCAAAAGUGCGAGCCAGACUCCGAGGAGCGUCUCCAGGAAACCGACGACGAGGGGAUCGAGAGGGAUUCCGGAGACACCGAUUUGGAGGAAUUGCUGAUGCAGAGGACGAACGACCCUUACACUGGGGCUUUGUUGUGCUCCCUGGAGAAUAGUGUUCGACUGUGCACGCGACAUAUGCAAGGGACAAGGGAACAGGCCGACGCACAUUACCGUGCCGUAAUUCGGGCCCUGGUGACCGAGGCUCUCGAAUUGUCCCAGUUUUUGGAUAAAGUCGCCAAUGAGAAGCAGCAGUCUCAUGCUAGGGAUUUCCGGGGAGAAAUAACCCUAGACAACGCUGCCACGCAUCAUCUCGACGCCCUCGACUUCAACGACUGGGCCAGGUUUUGGGUCCAAGUCAUCGGGGAACUGCGAAGAGGGGUGAAGCUGAAGAAGGUCGAGGCCGGACUUGGCAUGCGAGGACCUCCUCGAGGACGUGGGGCAGAAUUCGAGCUGACACCCUACGAGAUCCUGAUGGACGACAUCCGGGAACGUCGGUACAGGCUCAGGAAGACUCCUGCACCCUCGCCGCACCUCAGGAAGGACGCAAGAGCGGUCAUCCUGGAAUUCAUCCGAAGCAGACCUCCUCUGAAAAAAGCAUCCGAGAGGAAGCUUCCUCCCCUGAAGAGGCAAUGCACGAUGAGGGAACUGUUGAUGGAAAGCAUCAAGAGACCUCCUAGACCUUUGAGGUCCUCGCGGACUAUCAACACCUCUAGACAGCAUUCGGUGCUCAAAGAGACUCCUAAUGAGAACAAAGAAGGCACUCAGGACGCGACGGGCAUUAAAGAGAGCGAGAUUGUGACCACCCCGAAGACGUCGAGGCGAGGAUCGGCGGACCUGAAUUAUUCCGCACUGCGGCAGCCCAGGAAGCUGAUCCCCGUCGACUUCGACCUGAAGCUCGACGCCGACGACGAGGACGACGAGGACUUCGAGGUGGCCAGGUUCGACGACGAGGACGUGGCCACGAACUACUGGCGGUCUAAGGAGGACUACGUCUUCGGGAACGGUGGGCCGUCCGGAAAGCGGAUUUGCGAUCCCGAGGAUGAGGACGAGGUCGGCUCGGCGAAUCCUUGGCGGAAAACGGGGAGCUUGAGGCUCACCAAGAACGAGUACCAUCGCUUCUGCGAUACUCAGCUCGAGUCUUACGACCUGGCGACGCAGUGCCCCUCCAGGAGAGCCUCGGCUAGGAAGCACGCCCCGGUGGGGAACAUCUCUCUGACGGCGUGCACGGGGACGACGUCCCUUCCGCACUCUAGGCCUCACAGUCGCCAGCACAGGCACGAGGGUGUCUCGGGGACCGCCGGGUCGAGCCUGAGUCCUGGACAGAGUCCCAGCCUGAGCCUGACCUCGAGCCCGAGCCUCAGUCCCCGACCUAGGGCAAGGCCCAGGCCGAGCGCCAGCCUCGACAAGCACCAGGACGCCCAGGACCGGCAAGCUUCGGAACAGAAGCCGUCGUUGGGGGAUAUGUUCCUGGACGAGCGUCUCUCUCUGACCCUGGAGGAGAUCGUGCACAUCAGGAGCGUCCUGACCAAGGCGGAGCUGGAGUCGCUCCCGGUGGAGGGCCGCGUGAAGGAGGACGUCGAGAAGAGGCGCGUCUGCUUCCUUUGCCUGAAAACUAGGUUCGGCAUCCUGGGACCCUGGGGCCAGCGUUGUCGACUCUGCGACAGGACCGUCUGCGUGAAGUGCUACUCCAAGAUGAGGAUACCGACGGAGCACUUCGCGCACGUGCCGGUGGUGUUGUUAUCGCCGGGGCUGCUGUUAUCACCCUCUAAUUCGGAGCCCGACUCGGGGAACCGCAGUCCGUGGACGCGGCCAGUAGGGGCCGUCGGUUCCGCGCCGGCUUCCCCGGCCAACCGUCGCAGGGAAUCCGCCGCCCUGAGGAGCGCAUCCCCCGCCUCGACGCCAUCGGUCACCCCUGGGGGAACCACCAGCGCGACGCCGGCUCCGACGCCGCCUCUCUGCAGGGGUCGCAUCGACGACGACCACGACAGAAGGAGCUGCAAGAGCGCCGGAAGUCCUGCGCGGCUGCCGUCUGCCGGGUUCGGGCUCAACUCGGAGCAGCGACUCGCAGCGGAGCGGCUACGAGGAGUGGCGAUGGUCGUCUGCCAUGACUGCCGAAUCAUGGUAAUCCAGAUAAUCAAGAGCUCCCGCACAACGCGGGCCACGAUACGCAACAACGUCAUCUCGCGGCUUACCCUGGACCUCUCGCCCGCCUACGUGUAGCCGAUCCCGCGGGACUCCGGGAGGCGGCCUCCCCCCAGGGGAAAACCCGCCGACUUAGUCUUAAAAGUAAUCGUUUAAGGACCGGGACCCGUUCCCUGGACAGCCUGCGAGAUCUGAGAGCGAGACGACACCUCGGUCUCGCCGAGAAACGAGAAAAAAACCUGGAACCUUGUCAUCCUUGGCGCUGCCGGCUCUUUUCCGCCGAUUAGUUCCCCGUUUCUCCGCGAGCGGCGCCGGUGGCGCCGAUCUCUCUAUCGACUGGACAGUUGAUUAUCCAAAUUUCCCCGAGAUGCCGUGACGAUUAUAAGGGAUCUUUCAGCCCCAUUGGAUUGUAAAAGCUGCGACAAGAGGUCUCGUUUUUGGAACCCUUUCGCGGCCGUGUUCAGAGUCUAAAGAGUCUUGUAUGUACAUUUUAACGGAGCGGAACGGCCGCUCCGAUAUUUUCUAGAGUUCUAUUUUCCUAUAGCUCCGAUUUCAUUCGUAGCCAGUCGAGUACGAGUCGAGAUUUACCUGGGCGAAAAAUCUGAAUCUUCCGAGGCCCGAGAUAUCUCACCUGGACGAGUUUCUCUAAUUAACCUAAUUGCUUUAUUAAGAAUUUCCUCCCCUAAUUAAUCCCAUUCCGUAAACAUUUCUUUAACUCUCUAAACGAUGGACCAUAUUAAGGAGGCGGUUCUUAAAGAUCGAGCUUAUCCCGGAAUCUUCAAUUGAAUUAAUUCCACUUUAUUUAAUCUUGACCUUAGUGAUUUAUUAACUCUUAAUUUUCAUUUAUUUUCUUUUUUUUUUAGGUUCAACUUAGAAUUGUGGCAAGAGUAAUGAAUUAAAUUUUUAUGGAAUAAGAUUUUAAAUAAUGGAGAAAUCCUUUGCGUAACGAUAGAAAUUUGAUUGAGUCAGUUUCACAUAAAUAAUGACCACGUCUACAUCGCACUCCUAAAUACGGGAUUUAUUGAUCCAGGAAGUCGCAUUAAUAAAUCCGCAGAUUCGAUUCUGAGCGUCUGGAUUGGCACUUAAAAUCGGAUUUACUGGGUUUGAAUCGGAUAAAUCCCGGAUUUCGAAUGCCAUGGAGAGUCCCGAGGAUCUGCAAUAAUUUAAAUAUGCUUUCCUUAUUUUUGUAAAUGGCGGAAUAAAGGAAAUGAGGAAACGCGAUCGCGGAGUGUCUCGGACCUCGCUCGAAUUAGGCGAUUAUCGCGAAACGAAGCAAUUGAAGCAAUCGAUGGUGCUUAAAAAAUGGGAAAAAGUCUUCGAAUGCUACUCACACGAACUGUAUAAACCGCAGGGAAACGGCUGUAUCCUUUGCUCUGCUUCGCAGUUUAUGGCCGAGUUUACACCGAUCAUUCGGCUACGCUAAAGACACCGAGAAGAUUUUUAUUAAACCAAAGAAAUAUUUCUAUAGAUUUUGGAUGUCCAAGGAAUUAUUUGACUCGAGUAAACUCGAAUAAAUUGAGUGGAACGUUUCCUCGGAAUUAUGACAAUUAAUUUCAGUCGAAUAGUUACUCUUUUAAUGGACGAAUGAUUUUCACACUUUUAGGGUGGAUUUACUAAUCUGUCAGCGUAAACGAUAGUAUACUGAUUUAAUACGGUACGCAGAGAAGGUGUGUAUUGUAAUCGGCUUGGUACACCAUUAAAUAACUUAAACUACACCUUUAAUAUGCAUGAAUGAUCGGUUUAAACUAAGCCUUUAUACGUGGACCUUGCCUAACCACGUCGCUAAUUCACUUGCUAAUUCCCUAAUUACGAGUGAAAUUGGUCGCGUGAAUCGCUUUAAUUGUGCUAAUUGGGCGAAUUGGGUAAAUAUCGUGAAUCUAGGCAUUUGUGAGAAUGGCGUGAAAUUUUAUUUGAUGUGUCUUUAAUUAAAGAAGUUGCGCAAAUUAAGCGAAUCGCGCGAUCUCGAAUCCGUAAAAUUAUGCGUAGCGAGUAGUCGAGAUAGAGAUAAGAAGAUAAGAGAUAAUAAGAUUAUUAGGUAUUAGCGAGCCCUGUAACCGCUCGACAAGUUAAUCACUGUUUAAAUGGGAUAAAGAUCUACCGUUAAAGAAUCUAAGCCGCGAUAACAGGGAGAAAAAUGAUGCAAGGCACAAAUCAGAAGAAAUUAACAUACCCAUAAACAACCUAACCUCCUCCCGAGGGUUCCGAAACUCGCAACGGAUUUCCUUAAUUUCUUUUCCUUCUCUCGUCUAUCCGACACACCUAAACGUUAACAACAAAGAGAAAGAACAAUUGUCCUCGCGAGUAACCGCAUCAUUGAUAUCCCGGAGUACAGUAAACACUGAAAUAAUGAAAUAAUAAAAUAACAAGAUGGCCGACGAGACGCGCGGCAGUGUAAGAGAUAAUUGAUAAUACACUUUUGAGGGCAUUUCUUCGUUAAGUGGCCACCUUAAAUGGACAUUUCUUUAUCAGGGACCGAUAUCUGACUGUAUUUUCUGUACAGAGUGUCGUGGGUCGAAAUUGAGGCCCGAAAAUCGGCACUUCUUUGGACAGUCGCGACAAAGAUGGCGGCAUAAGGCGACUAAUGAGAGCGAGAGAGAGGGAGAGGGGCCGUUUGACGCUGUUAGGGAGUUAACGUUAUUCAGAUAUAAAUAUAGGUAUAUAUGUAUAAAGAAAGAGGAGUCUUUUAUCGAAUUUGUUACGUAAGGUUCGUUCCCAGUGCCCCGUGUGUUCUAGUUCCAGCUCGAUCGGUAAAGUCGGUGAUAAACCGAGGCUCGAAUUUUGUCGCGGAGGGCUUUCGAUAAUUCACCCUAUUAGGAAUAUCCAUCCAGAAACGUUGUCGAGCAAUUUCACACGAUGAGAUUAAACAUGCGGUGAGUUGAUAUUAGCUUGAAAAAGAGAAAUUAGUCCUACUUCGCGCGACAGAAAUCGAGUCUCUUCCCGCCUAAUGAUUUAAAUUAAGGAUCGAAUUAAUUUCAGUUUCGAGAAAGGGAAAAUUCAAAAUGGCGGAAACGAAGUUAGAGAGAAAUCGCGGGAUCUUGGAUCCGGCUUGUAAUUAAUUUCUAAUUAAUUUCGAAUUAAUUUGUCAUUUGACGCCUAAAUAGCCGCGCGAAAUUCCUCGCGUCAAUUGUAAAUUGCAAGGUGUUGCGUUAAUUGUAAAUUACACGGCAUUGCGUUAAUUGUACAUGAGAGGGUUAAGUAUGAGAUAUUAGCGAUCGCAGAAGCAGAUUAACGUAGCUUAACUUUAAGGAGCCGGACCUUGAUUUGCACAAAAGCACUGCGUCCGUACAUAUUAAUACCCCGUACAGAGAGAUGUUAAUUAUAGUAUACAUACAUGUAGAGAAAAGAAAUGUCAAUGUACGGCGGCAUUGUCCGGUUACCUCGAAACUGGCUUAAAGAGUUUCGGUACGACUUGUUUGUACUCUAGCGUUUCCUCGCCGUUACUAGCACUCUCCUACGGGACGUAUUAUUUAUUUCUCUUUUUUCUAUGUAACGUAAUUGAGAAUAAAGUUGCGAGUCCACUUAAGACAAGGUUACUUUGCGACUUCUUACUCUUUAUUUACUUUUUAGUCAUUAUUUGAUAGGACUUGUUUGUACUCUAGUAUUUCCUCGCCGUCACUAGCACUCUCCUACGGGACGUAUUAUUUAUUUCUCCUUUUUCUAUGUAACGUAAUUGAGAAUAAAGUUGCGAGUCCACUGAAGACAAGGUU
Messenger RNA from Orussus abietinus, 9951 nucleotides. RefSeq names its product protein spire (gene spir). Gene Ontology annotation, cellular component: cytoplasmic vesicle membrane; cell cortex. NCBI's taxonomy places the organism in Eukaryota, Metazoa, Arthropoda, Insecta, Hymenoptera, Orussidae. The record is from RefSeq and is a predicted model, not a curated record. The coding region runs from base 3590 to 6322 and encodes 910 amino acids. Gene Ontology annotation, biological process: cleavage furrow formation; establishment of meiotic spindle localization; actin filament polymerization. The transcript has 13 exons. Gene Ontology annotation, molecular function: actin binding.